AUGAAUAUAUAUAUUUUUUUUAACUCUCUUUCAUCUACUGCGGAUUCAGAAAAGGAUUUCGCUAUCCCCCCUGUUGACGAUCAUCCAUCACAUGAUGAUCCAUUGAUUGAUAAUCUACCUCCUCUUCCAUUAGCUAUUUGGGCUUCUAAACACGAGGCUGAUCCUAAUCUCAUCUUAGAUUUAUGUACCCCUUCUACACGACGCACCAAUUGUUUACGCCCUUCACGGCGUACUUAUAAAUUUCUUUGUAAACGCGUAUCCUCUAUGAUUUCCCCUGCAUCUUUUAAACGUGCACAGAAAAUUAAGACUAAAUUGUCUUUUACGCGUCUGGUUUUAUCUCCUUCUACAAUACGUUUAUUGGUUCCACCUUUAUCACGUCCUUCCGAACCUAUAAGUCCCUUUCAAAAUACAUUCCUAGACUCCUCUCUUAUUACUCCCCAAAUUUCAGUUUCAGAAGAUACUGCUGAUUAUGACAUUAACGUCCCUUCUCCAGUCCUUUCUUUGAAUUGUACACCUGCGGAACCUUUACCGGCAACUUCUACUUCAGCCCAUCUUCUUCAUGAUAAUAACCGUAUUCCCUCCCGUGCUCGACGUAAAUAUUUUAAUAGGUUACGCCAGCUUUUAUUAACACAAUGUGUUACCUCUCUUGCUCGUUGGUCAUCUUCUCAUCGUAAUAAUAGACGUACUCGUACCUUUAUUCAAUUUCGAUAUCGUCAAUCUUGCUUUUACCUUGGCCUUUAUUUUGGUUGCCCGUUUUGCAAGACUCCUGCUGCCUAUGUUAUGUCUCAAUUUCGUCAUGCUUGUCAUAUUCAUGACAAAAAACUUGUUCAUACACCUCCCCCUCCUCCUUCUCCUCCUUUUGCUUUACCUUGUAACCGUGUGUCUAAAAGACACGCUGAUGGUUUUUAUAAAGAUGUAACUUCCCGAUGCCUAGGACUUUUCUACCGCAAAUCCUAUGCUUUUCAUCAUGUUCUUGAGGACGACAGUGGUUCACUUUCUGCUCGAACUCUUAUCUCAUAUUCUGCUCACAAAUCUAUCUCCCACCCUACGAAGAAACAACUUGCUCGUCAAGUACGCCAUAAAGACCUUCUAUCAGACUGGAGCAAAUUUUCACGACAUGUUGUUCACUCCGAUCUUCUUGACUCUUCUAUGUGGAUGGCCACUAAGGAUCCUGCUAUAGUCAUUCCUCCUACCUCCUAUAAUUUGACUAUGUCUACUACUGAUUACUCAAUUGUCCAGAAUAUACGUAAUCUUGUAUCCUCACGUCCUGACGUUUCCUUCUGUUUAAAAGAACAUUCACAUCAAUCUUCUGUUGCGUUCGUGUCUUCUAAGUUUACGGGUUCUAUCCAAAAAGUGGUUUUGAAUCCCUCUUCUGUAGUUGCAAGUCAUUUUAUCACUGACAAACCCACCUCUGGUCCUUUUGUUGGUCUGAACUGCCUUGCUAUUGAUUAUCAAGAUUUCAAAACUCUUGGCUUUAGUCGUUCCAUUAUUGAUAUGCACAACACUUCCUCGGUAUCGAAGAAGUAUCUUCGAGAUGCCAUCCAAUCUAUUAUCACCAAAUCGGCUUCAUCUUCGACAUUUUCACAUCUUUGGAAUAGUGAUACCCGGUUUUCUUUCAAACUAGGUCGUGUUAAACCUUGUGAUAUCUUAAUGUUAUUGGAUGUUUGUGCACCUUGGUUUGAUUCACAUCCUUACCCUGCUCCUUCUGAUUUCCGAACAUCGUGGGAAUUACCCGCUGAUUUUGUUCAUCCUCUUGCUAGUGAAUCGGCUGCUUCCAAAUUACGUGGCCCAUCUAUAAAUUCUUCUCCUAUUGUUUCUUCUCCACAUACAAAUAACUCUUCUUUGGCGACAGUUUCUCAGGAUUCCUGGAUUUCUUGGAUAUCCUCUUCUAUAAUUCGGGGUGGAUCAUGGAUCUCGCACUUGGAUUUUCUGCGCCGCUUAACAGUUCAACCUCUUAGGAUUUCUUUCUGGUAA
Rhizophagus irregularis DAOM 181602=DAOM 197198 is the source of this 1974-nucleotide messenger RNA. Lineage: Eukaryota; Fungi; Glomeromycota; Glomeromycetes; Glomerales; Glomeraceae. The record is from RefSeq and is a predicted model, not a curated record.